GUGGGUAUAUUACAUCCCGGUCGCUGGAUGAUCAGCACAGUUCGACAUGGCAAGGAGUAAAAUAAGCAUCGGCCUCGUGGCCCUACUGGUACUUACAGCAAACGCUUAUGAUUUUAGGAACACGAGAUCCUCGUCAUCGAGCAGUUCCUCAAGUUCGAGCUCGAGUGGAAUCGAUGGCAAAACUCACACGAAGACGGACACUAAAGUAGAAGGAGGUGGUACUGCUGAUGCUGAUGCUAAGGCAAUAGGUGAUGGUGGUCUGGUAUUUGACGAUGACAAUUUUGGGUACGGCUUCAGUGGAGGUCAUGGGGCACAUGGACUUAAUGCUGGAUACGGAGCAAAUGGUGGCCAAGGUCUCGUCGGUGCGGGUGGAGCUGGACAUGGACAUGUUGGAGCAGGAGGCUUCAAUCAUGGAUACUCUGGUGGAAGUGGUUAUGAACAUGGACAAGUUGGUGGAGGCCAUGGGCAAUACGUAGGAGGUCAAGGCGGUCAUGGAUAUGCUGGUGGACAGAGUGGAAUUGGUGGACAAUAUGGUGGAGUUGGAGGUGGAUCCGGUUAUGGAAAUGGUCUGAGUACUGGUGGAGCUGGAGCUAAUGCUGGAGCCGGAGCUAAUGCUGGAGCUGGAGCUAAUGCUGGUGCGUCAGCUCAAGCCGCGGCUGGUGCGACUGCGACUGCUGGAGCUUCCGGUGUUGGAGGCGGACAUGGCGGUCCAGGAUAUGGAGGUGCCGGACAAGUAGGACAUGGAGGCGGAUAUGGAGGUAGUCAAUUUGGAAGUGGUGGUGGUUAUCAUGAAGAAAGUGGUUUUCAUUCUAGUGGUGGUGGUUAUAAGCAUGACAGUAGUUAUGGAAGUGGUGUAGGAACUGGAGGAGGACCAAUUAUCCUUAAUGGUCAAGACCAUGGAAGUCAUGGUGCAGGUUUUGGUAUUGUUGGUAGUGGCGAUGAAGGCCAUAAAGGUGUUGGUGGAGGUCACGGUGGUUUUGAAGAGCAUGGUAGUAUCGGUGGAGGUCAUGGAGGUAUUGAAGAGCAUGGUAGUAUUGGUGGAGGCCAUGGAGGUUUUGAUACUAUUGGCGGCCAUAAAGGUGUUAGUGGAGGAUACGGUAGUUUCGCAGAGCAUGGUAGUUAUUCAGAGCAUGGUAGUAUAGGCGGAGGUCAUGGAGGUCACGGAGGUGAAAAUGUAUUUUUGGGCGGCCACAAAGGCGUUGGUGGAGGACAUGGUGGUUUUGAAGAGCAUGGUAGCAUUGGCGGCCAUAAAGGCGCUGGUGGAGAUUUAGGAUUUGGAUCUUCUAACACUAAUAUUAAUUCUAUUUCUAACGCUAACGCUCAAGCUCAAGCUCAAGCUGGAGCAGGAGCAGGAGCAACUGGUGGUGGAUACAACACUGGUGGUGGAUACAACGGUAAUUAUGGUACCCAUGGUUCAGGUGGACAUGGCUCGGGUGGAUAUGGUGGACAUGGAUCAGGUGGAUAUGCCUCAGGUGGACAUGGCUCAGGUGGAUAUGGUCAAGGUACCUACGGUGGUAAUUAUGAUCUUGGUGGUGGUCUUGGAUUAGGACAAAUUGACCCAUGUUUCGCACCUACUAGUAUCGCUUGUGCUGGGUUUGGUAACACGGGUGGUUACGGAGGCAACGGUGGCUAUGGAAGUCAUGGUGGUGCCAGUGGAAGUCACGGUGGUGUCGGUGGACAACAUGGUGGUGUUGGUGGCGGAUAUUAUCAAGGUGCUGGUGGACACGGUGGCUCAGGUUAUGGCGGUGGAGCAGCGAACGCUAAUGCCAAUGCAAAUGCCCUAGCCAAUGCUAAUGCUAAUGCCAAUGCCAACGCCAAUGCCAAUGCCGUUGCAAAUGCACAGGCUGGUGCCGGAGGGGGUGCAACUGCCAAUGCUGUUGCCAACGCCAACGCCAAUGCAAACGCACUUGCCACCGGUCAGGGUAAUGCCUAUGGAGGUGGUUAUGGAAACGGUUACGACAACGGCUACGGACACGGUUACGGAAACAACGGAUUCGACAUAUUCUCGCGUGUCGGAGAAGAUGCAGACGCUGAAAAAGUAGGCAACAAAACUCCGGAAGUAAAUAAAACUGGAACUGUUGAUAAUGCCAAGGGAGUCUACAGCAGCAGCUCAUCUAAGGUUGAUGACAAAGGCAAGGGUACUUAUCAUGUCGAAGCUGGAAAAAUUAAUUGAUUUUAUAAAUUGAUUAAUUAAUUAAUAGCGUAUUAUUUAAAUCUCAGUAUCUAUAAGUUUAUAAAUAUAAUUAGUUUGUAAUUUAAAGAGAACAAAAUAUCAAAUAAAUAUAUACGUUUUUAAUAAA
Messenger RNA from Microplitis demolitor, 2300 nucleotides. RefSeq lists its product as uncharacterized. Bases 47 to 2173 code for a protein of 708 amino acids. NCBI's taxonomy places the organism in Eukaryota, Metazoa, Arthropoda, Insecta, Hymenoptera, Braconidae. The transcript has 6 exons. The record is from RefSeq and is a predicted model, not a curated record.